Messenger RNA from Xenopus tropicalis (tropical clawed frog), 2526 nucleotides. RefSeq names its product extracellular calcium-sensing receptor. Gene Ontology annotation, cellular component: membrane; plasma membrane; cell periphery. The coding region runs from base 1 to 2526 and encodes 841 amino acids. NCBI's taxonomy places the organism in Eukaryota, Metazoa, Chordata, Amphibia, Anura, Pipidae. Gene Ontology annotation, biological process: G protein-coupled receptor signaling pathway. The transcript has 6 exons. The record is from RefSeq and is a predicted model, not a curated record. Gene Ontology annotation, molecular function: G protein-coupled receptor activity.
AUGGGCCCACAGGGGAUUCUUGUACCCGGAGAUCUCUUAAUCGGAGGAGUGGUUCCCAUUCACGUGGCCAAACUGUACCCUACGGUGACCUUCCACGAGAUGCCGCCAGCAGAUAUUUGCACAAUGUUUGAAAACUACCAACAGCUCCAGGCCAUGAGAUAUGCAGUGGAAGAAAUCAACCAAAGAUCUGACCUCCUCCCCAACAUCACCUUGGGCUUCUAUGCCUACGACUCUUGUGCUGCUCUACAGAGCGAGAUAAAGGGAACCCUGUGGAUGCUGACUGGAAAGACUGAGGAGGUUCCUAAUUACUGCUGCAGAAAAAGCCCCCCUCUGGCUGCCAUCAUUGGCCACUCAAAGUCUACUUACUCCAUGCUUAUGGCUCAUAUCCUUGGAUUGUACAAAGUCCCACAGAUCAGCUACUUCUCAACCAGUUCUCUUCUGAGUGACAGGACCCAAUUCUCUUCCUUCUUUAGAACCGUCCCCAGUGACGUCUUUCAGUCCAGAGGACUGGCCCAUUUGGUGCUACAUUUUAACUGGACGUGGGUCGGGCUCAUAGCUUCUAAUGAUGAUUAUGGUUAUAAAGGCUUAGAAGUGAUCAAACAGGAGAUAACAAAGGGAGGAGCUUGCGUAGCUUACAUAAUAUAUAUGUCAAGAAACCCAAUGGAUCAAAACAUACAUAACAUUGUGCAGGUUAUCAAAGAGUCAAGUGCCCGUGUGUUGGUGGCCUUUUGUACUGAUGUCUACUUAAUCCCUGUUCUGGAUGAGAUGCUUAAGCAGAACGUAACUGGCAAAAGUUUUAUUGCCAGUGAGGCUUGGUCCAUUUCAAAUGUCUUAUCUGUCCCAAAAUACUCUUCUUUAUUAUCUGGAACAAUCGGCUUUGCUUUUCACAGUUCAACUAUCCCAGGUUUUCAACGUUUUCUGAACUCCAUUAAUCCACUCAACACACCGGGGACAAUGUGGUCGAAAUUUUUCUGGGAAGAAGCUUUCGGCUGCACUUUUUCUAACCAGACAAACUCUUCUGAUAUCGUGAAUGCUCUAGAAAACCCAUGCACAGGAGAUGAAGAUCUAGAAAACCUCCAGAACAGCUAUAACGAUGUUUCCAAUUUAAGAGCUUCUUAUAAUAUCUAUACUGCGGUGUAUGUCAUAGCAAAAGCUCUGGAUGACCUCAACCAUUGCCAAACCUUGGCUGGACCAUUGUUUAACAAAUAUUGUGCAACGUUAGAGAACUUUGAGCCAUGGCAGCUACUCCAUUACCUUAAGAAAGUCCGGGUAAAGCUAAGCAAUGGUCGAGAAGUUUACUUUGAUGAGGAUGGAAAUCCACCAGCUGUAUAUGAUAUAGUAAACUGGCACCCAGGGUCGGAUGGCUCCCUAAGGCAGGUGAAAGUUGGACGCUAUGACACGAUGGAUACUUCAAGAAAUGUAUUUAGCAUCAAUAUUAGUGCAAUAUGGUGGCCAAGCGGGAAUGAGGAGAUACCACUCUCUGUUUGUGGCCAGAGUUGCCCAGAGGGGUUCAGGAAAGCUGCAAGAAGAGGGGAACCAGUGUGCUGCUUUGAGUGCGUUCCAUGUGCCCAAGGAGAGAUCUCCAAUCAGACAGACUCCAUUGAGUGCUGGAAGUGCCCCUGGGACAUGUGGCCCAACAGUAAAAGAGACAGAUGUUUUCCAAAACCCAUUGAGUUCCUUUCCUAUGAUGAUUCUUUAGGAAUCACCCUGGCCGCAAUAAGUGUCUUCUCUUGUGUAGUCCCACUUGCCAUCUUUCGACUUUUUAUUCAUUAUAAAUCCACCCCAAUUGUGAGAGCCAAUAACCAUUUGGUAAGUUGUGUUCUCUUAGUAUCUCUGUCUUUCUGUUUCCUCUGUGCUUUGGCUUUCAUUGGUUACCCCCAACCUGAGAAGUGCCUUCUGCGCCAGGCGGCAUUUGGCCUCGUCUUUACCCUCUGUGUAUCCUGCAUUUUGGCCAAAACUAUUAUUGUUGUUUUUGCCUUCAUGGCCACUAAACCCGGGAGCAGCCUCAAAAAAUGGACAACUCCCCGUGUGCCCUACAUGAUCAUUACCAUCUGCACCUUCAUACAACUCACUUUGUGUGUGAUUUGGUUGACCAUCUCCCCUCCUUUCCCACAAUAUAACAGUGAAGCCAAACCAGGAAUCAUUUUUGUGGAGUGCGAUGAAAACUCUCCAUAUGCUUUUUGGUGCAUGCUGGGAUAUCUUGGAUUUUUAGCCUCUGUCAGUUUCACUGUAGCUUUCCUGGCCAGGAGGCUCCCAGACAACUUCAACGAGGCCAAACUAAUAACAUUCAGCAUGUUGGCUUUCCUCAGUGUGUGGGUGUACUUUAUCCCAGCCUCUCUCAGUGCCCAGGGCAAGUAUACUGUUGCCAUGGAGAUCUUUGCCAUUCUGACUUCCACCUGGGCCCUUGUUAUAUGCAUGUUCCUCCCCAAAUGUUUCGUUAUAUUGUUCAGACCCAACAUGAACUCUAAAGAAAAUCUCAUGGGAAAAGAUAGAAGAAAGGAAAUAAAGAAAAAAAUAAUUUUCUAA